Molecule: messenger RNA, 1197 nt
Organism: Trichomycterus rosablanca
Lineage: Eukaryota; Metazoa; Chordata; Actinopteri; Siluriformes; Trichomycteridae
Gene: sash3
Product: SAM and SH3 domain containing 3
Exons: 8
Coding region: 46-1197 (383 amino acids)
Molecular function (GO): protein binding
Source: RefSeq, a predicted model, not a curated record
UACCGGCGCAUAGAAUUUGUGUCAAGAUAGUCCUUCGGAGGAACCAUGUUACGGCGAAAACCUUCAAAUGCCUCGGACAAGGAGCAGGGCCAGGUGCAGAAAAAGAAGCUGACCCUUCAGAGAUCCAGUAGUUUCAAAGACUUCAUGAAGCCCAAACCAGCUUCACCUGUGGUAAAUCCUGACGUUCCGUUUGAUUAUCCGCUGCCUGAGGGUGAAGUUGAGGAGCAAACUGUAAAAAACAGUGGGAAACUGGGAAAGAAAUGGAGGAACGUCAUUAGUCGCACCAUGACUCGGAAGACUUCUAAGAUGGUACAGAAAGCUCUUGCAGAGGAGGGGAUUGAAAGUGGAGAGGAUUGCUCUAUGUCUCCCAUCUCUCCUAAUGACUGGACUCCAGACCUGAGCGCUGGGAACAGGACAUCUGUGUGUUCAAACAGUUCAGAGGAUACCACACAUUCCCCUUUCAGCCGUCAACUCUCAGGAUGUGGGGACAGACAAAGUCUGGACAGUGGCUUCAGUCAGAGGGACAGCAUGGACAGCCCUUACACUGGACCGUUUUGCGGCAGGGCCCGCGUCCACACCGAUUUCACUCCCAGUCCAUAUGACGUCGAUUGCCUUAAACUCCAGAAAGGUGAUAUUAUCCAGAUCAUUGAGAAGCCACCAGUAGGCACUUGGACUGGAAAGCUCAACAACAGAGUGGGUUCCUUCAAGUUUAUCUACGUUACUGUGCUCCCAGAUGAGGACACACCGCCAAAAAGAAAGAGGUGCCAUAGCCACGGACAGCGAAGACACCCAAAACCACAAACUCUGGGGGAAGUCCUGGAGAGGAUUGAUCUAAUUGAACUUGAGUCUCUUUUGUCCAUGCAUGGUUUCCAAAGUUUGGAGGACUUCAGAGGGCUGAAGGAAUCCCAUCUGAAUGAGCUGAAUAUCACAGACCCUGAGCAGAGAACCAAGAUACUGACAGAGACAGAGCUACUCCAUGACUCUGAUGAAGAGUCUGGUGAAGAGGAGGAUAAAGCUGAGGAGAAAUCUGACAUGCCACGGGACUCGGGCUGCUACGAGAGCACCGAAAACCUGGUGAAUGGGCGCGAAGAGGCCGAGACGGAGCCCAGCACUGAAGGAAAUGUAAAGACAGAUGUAGAAGCAGUAGAAGCAGUUCAGGAGCAGCUCCAGGAGCUAACUGUGGAGGAGGAGUCCUGA